UAGAUCCCCAUUUGAAGAUGACUUCCCAAUCAGAUCAUCCAAUGGCAUUUGUAAGCUGUAUUGAGUGCGGGUGUGUGACCUAUUUCCGUUGGAAGGCGAUGUACGCUGUUGCUGUGAUACUGCCGCGGAAUUGUUCGUUUUUAUAAGUCCACACCAGUGACAGCAUGGCAGAAGAUCCUGCAGUGCGCACGGCUGCGUACAACGCAGGCGGUUACUGCACGAAGACACACAACAUCCCUGUGGAACACUUUGAGUACUCUUACAUAGAGAAGUGUAACAAUGUGAAAGAGCUGGAGAAGAUAUUGCUGGCUUUAAGGUCAGGAGAGGAGGGGGUGUUCCCACACUUGGAACAGCAGUGUGAAAACAAACUGAGGAACCUUCAUCCUGAGAGCCGAGUAUUGAGAGAAGUUAAACCUAUUGGGACAUUGAGGGACCUCAGCAAGGAAGAACAGAUAGAACUGAAAGAUGACCUCAGUGACUGGCUACAGCAGAUGAAAACUACUGACACAAAACUGAAGACAGAAACUGGAAUUCUGGGAGAUGAAAAGUUGCCACCUCCACGAGCCGUAAACACCAAAACUAAUGAAGCAAAAUUAGCUAAUAAAAGUAACAAAUCCAACAAGCGAGUGAAGCCGAGAGACUACAAGGAAUGGGACAAGGUUGAUAUAGAUGCAGAACUGGAGAAGAUUGACAAGCAACCAGAAGAAAUCAAGGCAAAGUCUGUCAAUAAACCUAAGUCUGGUAAACUAGUGGAUACUUUAGAUCCUACAGGUUUAACACAAGCAGAGAAAGAGCUGAAAGCCAGCAGGGAAAAAGACAAAGGAAAUGAGGCAUUUCGAUCAGCAGAUUACCAGGAAGCAGUGACGUACUACUCCCGAAGCCUGUCUCUCUGUCCCUCUGCUGCCUCAUACAACAACAGGGCCAUAGCUUAUGUGAAGUUAUGUAAGUGGAAGAAGGCAAUAGAAGACUGUGAUCAGGUGCUACAGCUGGAGCCUGGAAACAUCAAGGCGUGCUUUCGCCGAGCUCUUGCCAACAAAGGUUGUAAAGACUUCCAGGCAGCCAAGGAGGACCUGGAGCAAGUGCUGACUGUGGAACCACAUAACAAGAAGGCACAGGAGCUGUUGCAGCAAGUUGAGGAGGAGCUGACCAAGGUCAAGGACAAACCCAAGGGCAGACGGCUGGAAAUAGAGGAGGUCGGCAGCUCAGAUUCUGAGGGAGAGGAGGAGGAAACGAAAGAAAAUGAAGAAGUCUGUAGUGAUGAAAAUGAUGGAAGUAAAAGUAGUAAACUAGUAAAUGGUUUGAGCAGCCAUGACAGUAAAACUGUGGAAAACAGCAAUGACAUAGCUCAAACAGGAAACUGUACAGCUAGUGACAUCUGGGGGGAAGGUGAAAUUGAAAAUAAUGCUGAGUCAUCGUCACCUGUGAUCUCAGCAAAACCUGAGAGUGACAAACAAGAAGAAACAAAUCCAUCAUUAAAUGAAAAAGUUGAUAUAGCAAACAAAACUGUUGACUUAGUCAUGGAAAAAACAGACAAAACUGUGACUGUAGACCCUCCAUCAGAGGUCAGUAGUGACAACCCUGUCCAAGAGGCUCCCAAGCCAAGAGUUGUCCUGCUUCCUGUUCUGCCUGCCAAGGUGUUAGAGUUGAAGGAAGAGGGCAAUACUCUGUACAAGGCAGGCCAGUAUGGGGAGGCUAUAGAGAAGUAUACCAAGGCAGUGGAUAUACUCCAUACUAUGCCUGAUCACUAUGGUAACCUGUCCACCAUCUACAGUAAUAGGGCUGCUUGUAAAUCAAAGAUUGGGGACUGCAGUGGCUGCAUCAAAGAUUGUGAUCGGGCGCUGGAACUGGUUCCACAUUCCAUCAAGCCUAUCUUGAGAAGAGCUGCUGCUUAUGAAGCUUCUGAGAGGUUCCGUCAGGCAUAUGUUGACUUUAAGUAUGCAUUAGGCAUUGAUGGUAGUAUACACUCAGCUCACCAGGGGGCAGAUAGGUGUCGCCACAUGCUGCAGCGUGAAGAUGGCGUCAGGUGGCGGGAAAAGCUGCCUCCCAUUCCCUCAGUCCUGGCGUACGAGAUCCCUGUCUUCACCAGUGACAAUUCAGCCAUUCCAUCACCAAGUGUCACCACUGCAACCACGUUAUCUGCCGCUGGUGACAGAAACGAAAGUGAAGCAGACAACGGUGGCAGUCAGAGGAGACCAUCUGAUGAGGAACGUUUCUUUAAGCUAAAAGCUCAGGGCAACGAUGAUGUUCAGAAGGGGAACUUCAAGCGAGCCAUUGAGUCCUAUACACAGUGUAUCAGUCUUUACCCAGGAAGAGCCGUCUCCUAUACCAACAGGGCACUGUGCUACCUGAGACUUAACCAG
Molecule: messenger RNA, 2360 nt
Organism: Lingula anatina
Lineage: Eukaryota; Metazoa; Brachiopoda; Lingulata; Lingulida; Lingulidae
Product: sperm-associated antigen 1
Cellular component (GO): cytosol; mitochondrion
Molecular function (GO): heat shock protein binding
Source: RefSeq, a predicted model, not a curated record